This is a messenger RNA of Durusdinium trenchii, 483 nucleotides long. Lineage: Eukaryota; Dinophyceae; Suessiales; Symbiodiniaceae. The record is from the annotation of a GenBank genome assembly.
AUGGACGCGGCCGAGGCCGCCCGCUCGGGCGGUCGCAUGGGCGGCAGCCGCAUGGGCUCCGCGCCACGCGCCGCGCCCAGGCCCAACAGCACUGCCAGCUCCGCCCGCAUCGGUGGUGGUCCCAACAUCUCCGUGGGCAUCGGAGGACCUGUGAUUUCGCCCUUCGGCUUUGGCUCCCCCUUCGGCUUCGGCUCCCCCUUCGGCUUCGGCUUGGGCGUGCCGGUGCCCUUGGGGCCAGUGGGGCCCUCCGCCAGCGACCAGAUGCUGCAGAACCAGCAAGUGCAGGAGAUGACGAGGGGAGAACCGGUAGUGGCUCUGGGAGGAAGGUUGGGGUUGUUGAUGGAUGGUGUCAGUGCGUUGUUGUUAAGAAUUGAGUUGUUGCUUUGGGAGCUUGACAGUGGCCAAAACUUGUUCAAGAGCAGUAGCUUUUUGGAAAGGUGGGGAUUGAUGGGCGUAGAGUUUCUGGAACCUUCCCCAAGAUGA